UAGUUUUAAAUGACUUUAUUGUUUUUCGAAGUAUUCUCCACGAAGCAAUUUUCGAAGCACUUCGCUUGCUGGCAGAUCCAAAACGGCCUUUUGAAUGCGUCAACUACUUCUUCUGGUGACUGGUACCUUUGACCACGCAGUCUGUUUUUAAUUUUCGGGAAAGUAAAGAAAUCGUUAGGACUUAGAUCGGGACUAUAUGGAGGAUGGUCCAAUAAUUCCACGAUUU
This is a messenger RNA of Acanthoscelides obtectus, 226 nucleotides long. The record is from the annotation of a GenBank genome assembly. NCBI's taxonomy places the organism in Eukaryota, Metazoa, Arthropoda, Insecta, Coleoptera, Chrysomelidae.